Messenger RNA from Penicillium samsonianum, 969 nucleotides. RefSeq names its product telomere length and silencing 1 family protein. The record is from RefSeq and is a predicted model, not a curated record. Gene Ontology annotation, biological process: mRNA splicing, via spliceosome. Gene Ontology annotation, cellular component: spliceosomal complex. The transcript has 3 exons. The coding region runs from base 1 to 969 and encodes 322 amino acids. NCBI's taxonomy places the organism in Eukaryota, Fungi, Ascomycota, Eurotiomycetes, Eurotiales, Aspergillaceae.
AUGGACACGCAAGAAGAUAUUGUACCAACCGAAUCCCUGUUUCGCCCAGCAAAGAAGCGCAAGUUCAUGCGACGCCGUCCUGAUCAGGAAACCCCAGACACCGAAGAGGCCGAUAAUCAAAAUGACAAUCCUAGCGCGUCACAACCUCCGGGGAGCAAUAAUAUUCGACGUCCACGCGCAGUUCGAAAGGGCGGCAUUGGGUUUUCUACCGCGUCACGACUAGGAGAUGAUCAGGGCCAGCAACUAGCGCUAGUACCAGCGGCUGGACAAACUGAGGACGAGAAGAUACGAGCAAUGAAUGAACGUUUCACAGGAUAUACAGGGCAGACAGUGGAUGUUGACAAGCACAUGAUGGCAUUCAUAGAUUCCGAGAUGGCUAAGCGCUACCAGCCUGAAUCAAAAGCGGACCAUUCAGGUUCCAACCAACCAACUCAAGAGGAAGUCGCCGGGGGGCUGUCGCUACCUGGACACCAGACACGCGAACCUGCAUCGCUAGGCAAACUCCAUGAAAUCGACCUCGGCCAUGAAGCCACAUUGCGAAACAUUGCGCGGACAGAAGCUGCGACUCGACAAAUGGAGAAGGGAGAGCUGCCGACAUCGGUGGAUAAUCAUGCUUCAGAGACGAGUCGCCCUGGCCCAGAGGGCAAGCCCUGGCGCAAUCGCAAACAGAGGACAGAUGCAGACAUUGCAAGAGACCGUCUUGUGGAGGAGGUACUACGUGAGAGCAAAUUGGAAAUUUAUGAUGAACACGAGGAGGAAACACAGCUUGAUGACCAACAGGCUGCUGAUGACCGAGUUGCUGAGCAAUUCAGGCGUGACUUUAUGGAUGCGAUGCAAUCUAGGCGUCGAACUCGGCCCGCAGCAAAACCGGUGGCCAAUGUUGAAGCGCCUCGGGGUCCGAAACUUGGAGGCAGUCGCAGUGCAAGAGCUGCAAUGCGGGAAAAAGAAGCACAGGCGGGAAAGAAAUGA